This is a messenger RNA of Callorhinus ursinus (northern fur seal), 1538 nucleotides long. It is a transcript of the gene AGPAT2, whose product is annotated as 1-acylglycerol-3-phosphate O-acyltransferase 2. Lineage: Eukaryota; Metazoa; Chordata; Mammalia; Carnivora; Otariidae. Gene Ontology annotation, biological process: phosphatidic acid biosynthetic process. The record is from RefSeq and is a predicted model, not a curated record. Gene Ontology annotation, molecular function: 1-acylglycerol-3-phosphate O-acyltransferase activity. Gene Ontology annotation, cellular component: membrane; endoplasmic reticulum.
GGGCGCGGGCGGGCGGGAGGAGGCUCGCAGUCGUCAGCCCACAGGUCGUCCUCGCGCCCGCAGGCCAGAGCCCAGAGACGGAGCCGAGGCCAGCGCCGUCGGGGUUCCGGGGACGCCGCCGCGGGGGCGCGGUCCGGGCGUGGCGGGGCCAUGGAGCUCUGGCCGUGGCUGACCGCCGCGCUGCUGCUGCUCCUGCUGCUCGUGCAGCUCAGCCGCUCCGCCAGGUUCUGCGCCAAGAUCACGCUGUACUGCGCGCUCUGCCUCUCGGCCUCCACGGUGGCCGCGGUCAUCUGCCUGCUGCGCCACCACGGCCCGACAGUGGAGAACAUGAGGAUCAUCAAAUGGUUUGUCUCAAAGUUUAAGUACAUAUUCGGCCUUCGUUUUGAGACAAAGGGUCUCCAGAAGCUGGAGGUGGACCACCCCUGUGUCAUCAUUUCUAACCACCAGAGCAUCCUGGACAUGAUGGGCCUGAUGGAGGCCCUACCUGAGCGCUGCGUGCAGAUUGCCAAGCGGGAGCUGAUCUUCUUGGGACCCGUGGGCCUGAUCAUGUACCUUGGGGGCAUCUUCUUCAUCAACCGGCAGCACUCCAGGACCGCCAUGACCGUGAUGGCCGAUGUGGGCGAGCGCAUGGUCAGGGAGAACCUCAAAGUGUGGAUCUACCCUGAGGGCACACGGAACGACAAUGGAGACCUGCUACCUUUCAAGAAAGGCGCCUUCUACCUGGCGAUCCAGACCCAGGUGCCUGUCAUCCCUGUGAUAUACUCCAGCUUCUCCUCCUUCUACAACCCCAAGACAAAGCUCUUCAGCUCAGGAACGAUCAAGGUGGAGGUGCUGGAUGCCAUCCCCACCAGUGGUCUCACUGUUGCUGAUGUCCCCAAGCUGAUGGAUACCUGCUACCAGGCCAUGAGGACCACCUUCUUCCGCAUAUCCAAGACACCCCAGGAGAACAGGGCGACUGCAGGACCUGGUUGCCAGCCAGCCCAGUAGCCGAGGCCUGGGGUGGGGCAGGACCCAGGGACAAGGCCUGGAUGGAGAAGGGACAGAGGGACCCCUUCCCCUGCCCUGGCUGCUUAGUUUCGCUGUGCCCUUCUCCCGAGGUUCCCCCGCUUUCAUUCGGGCCCUGGAUGCGGGAGGCUGCCUCCUGUCACUGGCCUCGGAUGUCCCCCCAAAAGGAGAGUCAGCUGGAACCUUCCCAAGAAGCCCACACUUGUGCCUCUCAGACUCGGGAGCAGGCGAAGGACCAGCUGGGCCGACAGGCAGGGCUGAGCUGCACGGCCUCGGGACGAAUGGCCAGGGCUGAGACGCUCUACCCUCCUGCCGCGGCCUGUGGGGCGUGGAGGCCGGCUGGGCGGCCGGUCCUCUGGGAGAAACGGGACUCUGCGGGGGCGGGGGGGCGGCUGGACACCCGGUCUUGUGCAACCUGGGGCCUCAGGGAGAGCACACAGCAGAGGUCCUUGCUCUGCUGGCCUUGGAAGCAAGCCACCCAAACAGGCACUGCACACCGUCCGUGUUUUAUAAUAAACAAACCCUUGGAAGCA